Sceloporus undulatus (fence lizard) is the source of this 2514-nucleotide messenger RNA. RefSeq names its product protein FAM47E-like. Bases 102 to 1295 code for a protein of 397 amino acids. The transcript has 8 exons. NCBI's taxonomy places the organism in Eukaryota, Metazoa, Chordata, Lepidosauria, Squamata, Phrynosomatidae. The record is from RefSeq and is a predicted model, not a curated record.
AACAACCAGUCCCAAACACAGCACAGCACUGAGAAUCCAUGCUAAAAAACACUGGGAACUCAUUGAGCAUUGUAUCCUCUCCCUAAAGACACAAAGAGAAAAUGCCCUUCAAGCACUUUAAAAAAUGUGCCUAUAACAAAUCCAGGCUCUCUGACUCUUUGAACAGCCACCGCUGGAGAUUUUUGCAGAAUGGUUUGGAUGAUUUCAGAGAUGGUUUUCCUCCUCUGUGUGACAACAUCAUUAUCCAACGAUGUACAGAGGGUCCUGCCCCCAUUGUUCUUCCUAAUAUACCCACAGGAUUGGGCAGAAAGCAGCAGGGGCCCAAAAGGAGGUUGCCAACCAAGGCCCAGUGCUGCACUUCCAAGCUCAGCCAAAUGCAGCAAACCAGAAGGAACCGCAUUGCUCAGACUGAGUAUUGCCUGAGUCAACAUCCUUUAGUUCUAUACCCUCAUCUGGAAGAAAGCAUCCCUCCAGAGCUUUUCAAGGAGGUUCUUGGUAUCCUUGAUCCAGAAAUGCUUCCAGUUAGUGACGAAGCUGAUACAGGCUUUGUUGAACAGGAGCAUUACACUUCCUCUACAGUUAAGUCUCCGUUGGAAAACAAAAGAAGAAGACGAACAAAGUUCAAGUUCACCAACCACAAGGACUCUAAAGUCAAGGAUCCUUACACCUGGUUCUCCAAAAAGGAAGUAGAAGCAAGAGAAAGGGAGGCCAAGCUGAAUUAUAUUCCACCUCUCAGUGAGAAUGUAAAGCGAGCUACGAGGGAGCUUUGCAGCUGGCUUGAAUCUCUAGGAGGAGAGAAGUAUGACAUUGAUGAAGCCGCUGUUCUAAGCCUGUUUGAUGGAGCAUAUGAGACCAGGCUUCCUACCUCUGUUCCUAUAAAUAUUCUGGAGCUGAAAGAUUUACCUGUAGAACUGCAGACAUAUGUUGGAAGUCCACCAGUUCAGGCCACUGUGCAAAGAACUGCUCAGCCAGGCAGCCAUUCAAAGGAAUUUUGCCAGCCUAAGUGGGAAAAGAUCAGGUUUGGUGCCUGGUACUUGGACCCAAAGACUUGGACAAAGCAGAAAGGGAAUGAGCCUUUAGCAGAGCCCAAAUCAAAGAAUGCAAGCAUCCAGAAUUCAAGACAGACACUUGAGGAAAAGGAUGCUGAGACAGUGCAGCUUUACGCAAUUCAUUCUUUUAAGGAAUUUCUCGAAACAAAAGGCUACCAGAUUCCAGAGUCUCAGAGGGAUACAUGCAAGAAAUUCAGGCCAUUUGUCUUGCAAGCCCAUCUAAAGAUAACUGCCAAUAGGAUCUAAUGCCCUGGGAAACUAUCCCAAUCCAACAGACUCUAGUCCAGGUGGAAGACCAAAGAUUUAAAGGAACUCUACAAGGUACUGAACCUAUUUUUAGCAUCUUGGAUGGCUCCUUUAUAAAGUCUGGAAUAAAAAACAAAGUUGAUUCACUGCCUCAAUGAUAUGGAUGUCAUUCACUGGUUCAGAGACACCUUCUCCUUUAAUAUCACAUCUAUAAACUUCUCCUCAUCCUCCAUCAAGAGAAUAAGGGCCAAAGUCAUAAUGGACCAGAGUAGGGUUGGAAAAUCAGAGAUUUGGGGAAUACUGCAGUCUCUUAUCAUCUACCAUGGCACAAUCUCUUAUCAUCUGUUCUGCCAGCUUUGGCUUCUGGGAGCCGAAAUCUGAAAACCUCUGGAGGGCCCAAAGUAUCCCCUGUCUCAAUCCAAUGUUUAUCUAACAGCUCUUUUUACAAACAUACUGACAUUUAUGUUUUGGUUUAGUUCCUGAGGCAGAUGCUUGCUGAACAAGAUGUUCCUGGACAAAAAGUUUUGAGGAGCCCCAUGAAAGAAUUUUAGAGAUGCGAGGAGCUCAGAGGAGGUUCUUCACGAACUGCAAGGAAUCAGUAUAAAAAACUGGAGUGUGUCAAGGCUGAAGAAAAUCUGAGCCUGCCAUGGUUUAUCCUAGAGCUUUAACUGAGGAAGAACUCUCAGGUGUAGUUAGUUUAGCUGCUUGAGGUUCUUUUGGACACCUUCACAUAUAUUUAUAAUGGACUAUGGCUAGUGAUUGAAAUUAUACUGCUGGAAGUACAGUAGAAGGAUCUACUUCCUCCAUUUCCUUUUCUUACUUAUUUGAUGGUCAGAUCAUGUCGACUCACCUAGCAAUACUUUGUUGAACAGUCCUGCCUGAGAAUGUAAUAUUCUGAGUGAGGCGGCCAGCCACAAGGACUACCUGUGUUAACAAGUGGUCCCCAAUGGCCACUUUGACUGUGGUGUAGUGGGUCAAAUACUUUAUAAUUAUCAGAAUUUAUGAUAUACACCAUACUACUAGCAGAAAAUAACAAAGACUUGCAAUGGCUAUUGAAGAAAAUAAAUGACAAAAAUGCAAAAGCAAGGUUACAGCUGAAAUUUACAGGAUUUGACUCAUUUGAAAUGAGGCACUGGAGGCAAGUUCUACAGAUAACAUGGACUGCCAAAAAGAUUUUAAAAAAAGGUCCUAGAGCAAAUCAAGCCUGAACACUCUGAAG